CGGGAGCCCCUCCCCGGUGGGACCUGAUGCUGACCGGGUGUGCUUCUGCCAGGUACCUGUGACUGAACUGUCCCGCCUUGUUUCCCCAGGCCCCAGGCGCUGCUCCUCACCUGUCUGUUCCUCUCUGGACCUGCGGCUCUGCUCCUCCAGGUGCUCAGACACCACCUGCUUCGGACUCAAGAUGAUCUGAUGUCUUAAAUCAGACCCUCGCUGACCAUGAUGGCCACACAGACUCUGAGUAUAGACAGCUACCAGGACGGGCAGCAAAUGCAAGUGGUAACAGAGUUAAAAACGGAGCAAGACCCGAUCUGCUCCGAACCGGAUGCAGGAGUGAGCCCUCCUUCCGCGGAGUCCCAGACCCCGAUGGACGCGGACAAGCAGGCCAUUUACAGGCAUCCCCUGUUUCCAUUAUUAGCUUUGUUGUUUGAAAAAUGUGAGCAGUCCACGCAAGGCUCAGAAGGCACGACUUCUGCCAGUUUUGAUGUGGACAUUGAGAACUUCGUCAGGAAGCAAGAGAAGGAAGGAAAACCCUUCUUCUGUGAAGAUCCAGAAACUGACAACUUAAUGGUAAAAGCAAUCCAGGUGUUGCGCAUUCAUCUUCUUGAGCUGGAGAAAGUCAAUGAGCUCUGCAAGGAUUUCUGCAGCCGGUACAUCGCUUGUCUGAAGACAAAGAUGAACAGUGAGACCCUGCUGAGCGGCGAGCCUGGGAGCCCGUACUCGCCCGUGCAGUCCCAGCAGAUCCAGAGCGCCAUCACGGGCACCCUCAGCCCACAAGGAAUCGUGGUGCCGGCAUCUGCCCUGCAACAGGGAAAUGUCACCAUGGCGACAGUGGCAGGUGGCACCGUGUACCAGCCUGUCACAGUUGUCACUCCGCAAGGCCAAGUGGUCACCCAGGCCUUAUCUCCCGGGACAAUCAGGAUCCAGAACUCGCAGCUCCAGCUGCAGUUGAAUCAGGACCUCAGCCUCCUGCACCAGGAUGAUGGCUCAUCCAAGAACAAGAGGGGCGUCCUGCCCAAGCACGCCACCAACGUCAUGCGGUCCUGGCUCUUCCAGCACAUAGGGCACCCUUACCCAACGGAGGACGAGAAGAAGCAGAUCGCUGCUCAGACAAACCUGACACUACUCCAAGUCAACAACUGGUUCAUCAAUGCUAGAAGACGAAUUCUGCAGCCGAUGUUGGAUUCUAGUUGUUCAGAGACCCCGAAGACGAAGAAGAAAACUGCUCAGAACAGGCCAGUGCAGAGGUUUUGGCCGGACUCCAUCGCAUCGGGAGUGGCCCAGGCACCGCCCAGUGAGCUCGCCAUGUCCGAAGGUGCCGUCGUGACCAUCACCGCACCCGUGAACAUGAAUGUGGACAGCCUGCAGUCCCUGUCCUCGGAUGGGGCCACCCUGGCCGUGCAGCAGGUGAUGAUGGCGGGCCAGAGCGAGGACGAGUCCGUGGACAGCGCGGAGGAGGACGGCGCUGCCCUGGCGCCCACCCACAUGGGUGGGCUGGUGCUGGAGAACAGCGAGUCGCUGCAGUAGGGGCCGCCGAGCCCGCCGCUUUUACAGUUUGCACAGCAAACAUUUUACACAGUUUUAUUUCUAAGAUGUUUUAUAUGUAGAUAUAGAGAAGUGCACUUUUGUAUUUCAUAGUCGGCUUAAAAACGGCGUCUUUGCCGGUGCAGCGAGUUCUUUCCAGUGUGCGCGUGCGGGUUUUUAAAGAGAUCCCUUAGGGGCUAACGAUCCGGCGGUGCUGAGUGACCCUCACCUGAGUCCCUGAUUAGGUUAAGAAUAGUGCUGCCGUUUUCUAAUAAAUUAUGCAGUUUUAAUCGAGUCCUGUAGCUUGCAGCAGAUGUCGGAGGCUGCUGUGUCGGUGUCGCCGCGGACAGGAGCAGCUGCCUGGAGGCUGCGGCGAGGCGGCCUGCUGCGGACUGCAAGUGGUGGCGCCUUGAGCUCCGGCCACCACGGUGCGCCUUGGUUCCCUCAUGGUCAGCGAGCCUGUUUCAUGUGCUAUAUAUAAAAAGAAACUCCUAUUUUUACCUUGCUGGAAUUAUUGGAUAAAAAGCUAUUUUUAUAAAUUCGUUAUGAAUUGGAUGAUGACUAUAUUGAGGAUAAAAUUUCUAGAGAAGAGACGAUACAGCCUGCAUUUCCAUUUGGGAUGUUCCGAGUUGCCCAAAUUAGAGACCCUGCCCACACCGGCUAUUGUUCCGCGGUCUCCUGCUCUCCGGGGUGGUUUGCCUUCAUUUCGGAAAGAAACAGCGACCUAGUUGGAUUCGGACGUCUCCAAAUUUCUGUGUCUGCACAGUGCCUGUGUUGCAUUUUACGCAUGGUCUGCGGUACCUGAGAUUGUGCUCGAAGCACUUGGGGUCAGGGAGGCAGAGGGAGCCAGGGGCUGGCCGAAGCCCCGCCACACCUACUCUAGUCUAAUUUACAUUUGCCCUGUUUCAGGGUCGCCUCCCUGUGCUAUCUUAAGUUUUUCAGUCGGAACAUGUUAUGCACAGAAUGUUUAUCGUGCACGAGUACAGUGUUUCUGCCCCCCUGGCUGGAGCGGGGGUGAUUCACACACCACACUGUGUCACGUGAUUGGCGGACGUGCAUGAAGUCGCAGCGGCCAGCUGAGGUGCCGGUGCCAUGACAGUGACCCUGCCCGGCGGUCACCUCACACGCACUUGCCCUCCUGUUGAGUGUUGUUGCUUCAGGGUUCCCCAAGCGCUCCGCACUCACUGGGUCACCCGAAAUUUGGAAUAAUUUGGAGACUUCGUUUACUGGUGACAGACUUCUAGAGGAGGGUGGGCUUUCUUUUCUUUGGUUUUGGUUUGUUUUCAUUCACUCAGGAGCAGAUCUUUUCCUCAGAGAGAAAACCAGACACCUGCCUCAUGCAGCCCAUCUCGGUCUCACCGUGGACAGGGCCCUGCAGUCCCGCUGACAGAGGACAGAGGGCGUGGCCCAGCUCCGAGGCUCGGCAACUCUGACCGGCAUAGACCAGGUUACACCAGGGUGUUGGCAGCAGACAGAUUGUUUUCCUGUAACCGAUAACCCCAGUGUGUGAUUCAGGGAGUACAUCCCGGGCAUCCUGGUGGGCAGACUUCCUUAAACCCAUCUCAUCUCUUGGAGAGAGAAUAACGUUUUCAAUCAGCCCCCACAUAAGUUAUUUAUAAAUAGUUUUCAAUAUUUUAAUUCAGGUCUGCAUAAGCCUCAAAGAUCAUUUUAAUUUUAUUUAAAUGCCAACUUUGUCGGACCUGGGGAGCCCCAGCUGCCCCUUGCCCAGCCAGCUGCUCGAGGGCAGCGCGGGGAAGAGAUAGAUGCAGGGACUGCGCUCUCCUGGGAGGCAUCGUGUGGCCAGGGAAGACCCGGCUGCUGUGGGCUGCCCUGGCUGGGCCGCGAGACGUGAGACGCAGCUGCCUUCUGCUUUGCCAACUUCGGGGGAGGGAGAUACAGACGGCCUGGGGGCCCCGGGCCGAGCCAGCGCAGCUGCUGCACCGCCUGCUUGUCGUCUGCGUGCGGGGCAGAAGCGCCUGUGCCUGGCCCUGUGGGGAGAUGGAAGCGCGGCCUGCGUGCACUCCGUUUUCCGUUGGCCGUUUUCCACGCG
This is a messenger RNA of Fukomys damarensis (Damara mole-rat), 3571 nucleotides long. It is a transcript of the gene Pknox1, whose product is annotated as PBX/knotted 1 homeobox 1. NCBI's taxonomy places the organism in Eukaryota, Metazoa, Chordata, Mammalia, Rodentia, Bathyergidae. Gene Ontology annotation, biological process: regulation of transcription by RNA polymerase II; angiogenesis. The coding region runs from base 217 to 1524 and encodes 435 amino acids. The record is from RefSeq and is a predicted model, not a curated record. The transcript has 11 exons. Gene Ontology annotation, molecular function: RNA polymerase II cis-regulatory region sequence-specific DNA binding; DNA-binding transcription factor activity, RNA polymerase II-specific.